UAGGAAAAGAUUAUAAAGGAGAUAAUGGAUCAAAAUUACUUAAAGAAAGAAGGUUAAAAAGUCUCUAUAUGAUUUUAUUAUGUAUGGAUAUUCUUGCUAAAUAUAUUUGUAGAGUUAUAAGGUUAGAUACCUUACAAGUACCAAUAAAUGUCAACCAAUUUGAAAAG
Messenger RNA from Diversispora eburnea, 167 nucleotides. Lineage: Eukaryota; Fungi; Glomeromycota; Glomeromycetes; Diversisporales; Diversisporaceae. The record is from the annotation of a GenBank genome assembly.